Molecule: messenger RNA, 379 nt
Organism: Ochotona curzoniae (black-lipped pika)
Lineage: Eukaryota; Metazoa; Chordata; Mammalia; Lagomorpha; Ochotonidae
Gene: SNORC
Product: secondary ossification center associated regulator of chondrocyte maturation
Exons: 3
Coding region: 11-376 (121 amino acids)
Biological process (GO): cartilage development
Cellular component (GO): cell periphery
Source: RefSeq, a predicted model, not a curated record
CCCGGCCAGGAUGGCAUCCUGUCUGGUCCUGCGCAUGACACUGCUGCUGGUCGCUGGGGUCCUAGCCCCUGCUGUGCGCACAGCUGAGGGUCCCCAGGAGCCCGAACCCACGCUGUGGAACGAGCCCGUCGAGCUGCCGUCGGGAGAAGGCCCCGCCGAGAGCACCAUACCCGGCCAGGAGCCCGCGGCCACGGAGCCCCCGGCGCCCUCCGCAGCGCCGGGCCCCGAGGACAGCACCUCGGGGGAGCAGCUGGACCAGGGCAGCGGCUCGCUGGGGCCCGGCGCCAUCGCGGCCAUCGUGAUCGCCGCCCUGCUGGCCACCUGCGUGGUGCUGGCGCUCGUGGUCGUGGCGCUGAGGAAGUUCUCCGCCUCCUGAAGC